Molecule: messenger RNA, 4516 nt
Organism: Sceloporus undulatus (fence lizard)
Lineage: Eukaryota; Metazoa; Chordata; Lepidosauria; Squamata; Phrynosomatidae
Gene: FAIM2
Product: Fas apoptotic inhibitory molecule 2
Exons: 12
Coding region: 434-1375 (313 amino acids)
Biological process (GO): negative regulation of apoptotic signaling pathway
Cellular component (GO): Golgi apparatus; endoplasmic reticulum; membrane
Source: RefSeq, a predicted model, not a curated record
GGUUUUGCAGUCUCCUGGGCCUUGGGCUGCCUGCUGGCUUUGGCUGGCUUGCUCUCUCUCGCCUUGUGACUCUGGCUGGCUGUUGUGCUGUGCUGUUGCGGCAUCAGGCUGCUGGGCGCGCGCACUGCGGGUCCCCCUGGCCUGCCCUGCUAGCAGCAUCCUCCAACACAUUCUCUCCCUCCCUCCCCCCGCAGUUGGAAAUGGUACAGCCCCCCUCCCAGAGACCUGGAUGCUGCUAGAAAGCGGAGCGCAUCAUCAGAGGCUGGCAGCGGGGGGAGAAGCUUGGACCAGAGACCCCGAAACAAGGCAUCUCUCUCUUUGGGAGUGGAACUGGGAAGGACAGGUGGGCCAGUAGCCCUCUCUCUUCCCUCGCCCACCCCUGGCCCUUUCUGCAGUGCCACCGUCGCCCAGGGCCCCUCCAGACUAGGAAAAGAUGACGCAGGGCAAGCUCUCUGUGAAUAACAAGCCUGCCAACUCUGAAGGGCAACAGGGGGGCAUAGAAAAAAAGGACAACACCACUGUCCCCUCAGCACCUCCAACCUAUGAAGAGGCAACUUCUGCAGAAGGGCUGAAAGCAGGGGCUUUUCCUCCCCCCUUGAAUGUUCCUCUCCACCCCACAUGGGCAUAUGUGGAUCCCAGUACCAGCCCUAACUAUGGCAGUGGAUACUCAGGGGAUACUGAGACCCUCACAACAUUCAGCUGGGAUGACAGCAAUGUACGCAGAGUGUUCAUCAGGAAGGUUUACAGCAUCAUUUUGCUACAGCUGCUUGUUACAGUUGCCAUUGUGGCUCUCUUCACCUUCUGUGAACCAAUCAAAGGAUAUGUCCAAGCAAAUCCAGCCUGGUAUUGGGCUUCCUAUGCUGUUUUCUUUGUUACCUACUUAGUCUUGGCCUGCUGCUCUGGACCCAGGAGAUACUUCCCAUGGAACCUGAUCCUCCUGAGCAUCUUUACUCUCUCCAUGGCUUAUCUGACUGGGAUGCUCUCCAGCUACUUUGACACCACGUCCAUCCUCCUCUGCCUGGCUAUCACAGCAUUGGUAUGCUUCUCUGUCACUAUAUUCAGUUUCCAGACCAAGUAUGACUUCACAUCUUGCCAGGGCGUCCUCUUUGUGAUGGCGAUGGUGCUGUUGUUUAGCGGGAUAAUCCUGGCCAUUACGCUUCCUUUUGGAUAUGUGCCAUGGCUCCAUGCCAUUUAUGCUGUGCUGGGAGCAAUUGUAUUUACUAUGUUCCUGGCCUUUGACACACAACUCCUGUUGGGGAAUCGCCGGUAUGCUAUGAGCCCAGAGGAAUAUGUCUUUGGAGCCCUCAACAUUUACCUGGACAUCAUAUACAUAUUCUCAUUUUUGCUGCAGAUCUUUGGGUCCACCCGAGACUGAUCUAGGCAAAGCUGUUAGGUCUUGUGUCUGAUAAAACUGAGUAUAUAUACGUAUAGAUAUAUAUUUGAAAUAAUACAACAACAACAAGUAAAGGAGAAAGGGAAAAUUAAUUGACCUCUCUGGCCCUUUAGCAAGCACCAUUCCAUCAUAUGGUCACUUGCCCACCACCCACUGGCCUUCCUGAGUUCCUUCUGCAACUUGUACAUACAUAUCUAUCCUGCUAAAUCUUCUGUGGCUCAAAAUAGAAAAGAAAAGAAAAAGAAGCAAACUGGGAUGUAAAUAUUGGCCUACCUUCGCUUCCACCACUGCCUACGACCUGUAAAUUAAACUUAGAAUAGAAAUUCUAGAAAUAACACUGGGAGGGAGGAAAAUACGUUUUUUGUAGACCCCAGUGUUACUUUCAAAUUGUGAUAGAAGAGAAAUGAGUCAUAAUUUAAAAUUGGUUUCAGUCAGGUUAAUGGAAAGUGAGCAGUCUGUGAAGAUUUAGAAAUUGAAUCAUAGUGAGGAAGGUUUCUUUGGAUUUUUUGGUUUUUUUGCUGGGUAUGUGUGUUCUUAAUGUGACUUAUUGCAAACCUUAACAUCCAAGCUCCAGCAUGAUGCAAGGCCAGUCUGCUUAUUUGUUUUUUAAUUUAACCACUCUUUUAAUUCCAAAGAGGAGCUUAUGUAAGGUUCUAAUGUAGUCCUCAUCCAAGGGGCAUGGCAAGACCCAUCCUGCUUAGCUUCAGUCAUAGAACUUCGUUGUGUGCCCUCACACUCACUUGGUGCUUUGGGCAUCCAACACAAUACCAUUUUGCCUGGCUUUGCAUUUGAAUGCAUUGCUUUCAGGCUGAGGACAAAUGUCAGAUUUCAGUACUUGUGCAUGGUUUUGCUUCAGUUCUCAUUCUACUAUGGAAGGAACAGGAAGGGAACACGAACCUCCUCAAGAAAUUGUCACUCUGGCCAUUCUUGCCCAAGGAUAGCAUUGUUGGAGCCAAGCAACAAUGCUUGCCUGUUCCUUUACCAGCAUCUUGGAUCCCAGACAGUUCCUUUUGCUUUUGUUUUUUAACUUUCACACUCUUUCCCCUUCAUCAAUUCUUUUUGCCUGGUCAACCAUUCCUUCUCCUGGGCCAUUGAUGAUAUUUAGGGUAAUGUUUCUUUUUGGGAGCUAAUCAUGGCUCAGAAGAAAGCAAGGCAAGCAGACAUUACUUUUUUCUCUGCAUUUUAAGCGAGGCUGGCAUUCAGAGACACUUCUGAGUUGAAGAGGAUGACAGAAACUUUUCUUAUGGCCUAUAUUUUCUUUAAAGGACUUGUCAAUGAGAGAGAAAGGAAGGAGAGGAAACAUGCCUUAGAUGCCAAGGUGACCACCUCUAGACCUGCCACAGACCAGAUUCAAAGCAUCUGUGGGACAGAUAGGGCUACAAGCCAGAGGUCUCCCUCCCCUCUCUUAGAACUACUGAUUUAUAGCCAAUUCACAUGUAACAGUUUCCAAAAUCCAAAUAGGAUCCUAUCAGUCUCAAUAGGAUUCAGAUGACUUCUGCACUGAUAUUCUUAGCCAUUUAGAAAUGUUGGAUGGAGAAAUGGAAGGUCCUGUAAGGUGGUGUCUGCACAGGCCAGAAUACUCCAGGGGCAGCCCAGAGAAUUCUGGCCUACAACUGCUCCCAAUGUCCUUUCGUUACCUGUGGCCCUCUAUUGCGAUCUUGGGUGGUUGUUUGCACAUGUAUCCCAUUAUGCCACCUGGUGCCGUCACCACUGACAUAAGUCACUUGUUCAGAGGUCAGAAUGAGACACCCAACAUCAAGCACAUGGCUGGUGUGCCUGAUUCUGAUCCCAGAGCAACUGACUCUUGCCAUCAGCAGUGGUGCUGAAAGGCACAACAGGAUGUUCUACAUAGUCUCCCUGCAUCACAAUGGAGGGCUCCAGAUCUUCUGGGGAAAUCCAGAGCAAAAAGAGAUUUUUUUUGUUACCAUUUUAAGGAGGGUAUAUGGUUGGUUCGGUGCUGAGCUGGUCAGACUUUGUCUGGACAGUUUGCAUCAGAACUGGAUGUUGUCUGGACAUUUCACCCCAUGUCACCAUGGGAACGGGGAGGAUGUUUAUUUGGCCUGUGGAGACGAGGCUUUUAUCUCAUCUUUAUAUGAAUCCUAUAAAUAUCCUAUUAACUCUGUUCAGCUUAGCUUCUCACAACUAGUUCUCUGCAAUAACCUUCUAGUCACUUUUAACACGACUGUUGUCAGCCAGUCUAGAAUAACUGUCUAAAAUCUGUUUCUAAACUAGAAUCUGAGCUCAUUCUGCCCUCCCUCUUUCUGCCAGAAGUUGAUAGAUUAUAAACGGAGUGCUAAGGAGGGGGAGAUCAAGGAUGAGAAAUCUUGAGCAUCACUGGACAAAGGUGAUGCAUAAGAAAGGUGAAUGAGUUCUACAAAUUGCUGUGGACUUUUAAAAAGUCAAUUAGACUCUGUCUACUCCAGCGCAAACAACCAUAUCCUUGGGUGCCAGACAAAGCCCACAUGCAACCAUCCUGUGCAAUCUGCAGCUUGCUAUGCACUCUCAUAGUGCACAACCACUAGUGCAGUCACACUGGUACAUCCAGCACUGGUAUUUGCACUACAUUCCACUAUAUAUACUAAUGAGCCUCUGGGUUAUUUGUGCAUUUGUGGCAUUGGUAUCAUACUUCUCUGCUAAACUCAGGGGUCUAUCCUGUUUUGCUUAUGGGGCUGUCCUCCCUGUGGAAUAGGUUAAAUGAGUCUUCUUCAACCUAGCACUCUCCAGAUGUGUUGGACUAUAACAGUUAAGCAAUUCUGACUAGUGACAACUGGAGGUUCAGUCUGAUACCUCUGAAGGCAGUAGGUUAGACUGAGAGGACAGUGAUUUGCCCAAAGCAACCUUAGAAACAACACAGCUGGAAAAGGAUCUGAAUCUAAGAUCUCCAUAACCCACAUCUAACAUCAGACUAGCUCUGUAAAUAGAGAUGAUAAUAUCACAUGAUGUUUUGUGUACUUUUUAUUUUAUUGGUUUGUGGUGCCGGUGUCUUGCUUUUCUUCUUAGAACCUCAGAACACCAAGCAGUCUCCCAUCCAGGAGGUGACCAGGCUGGGACCUGCUUAGCUUUAACAGUGUUAACAGCAUCUUAUGUUCUCAGGUGAUUCAGUCAUUAAACAUGUAGAUUCUG